Messenger RNA from Mus pahari (shrew mouse), 2094 nucleotides. RefSeq names its product leucine rich single-pass membrane protein 1 (gene Lsmem1). Bases 358 to 744 code for a protein of 128 amino acids. NCBI's taxonomy places the organism in Eukaryota, Metazoa, Chordata, Mammalia, Rodentia, Muridae. The transcript is spliced from 4 exons. The record is from RefSeq and is a predicted model, not a curated record.
CCACUUCCACUGAAUAAGGACUUUCAACUUGAGCUUCGUAAGAACCACAUCAGUUACCAACUGAAUCAAGUCUUGCUGGUUUGUUGUUUUUAAAGCAAAGUUUCCGCAAUGCGUAUCUUAAACUCUCAGACAUUAUAGGGGAAUCCCCGGGCAGGGAAUCUUGUUAUCGCUUGGCUACAUUUACACUAAAUAUAGACCACGAAUUAUGUGCUGGGUUUAUGGGCCUCAGGGGAGCACUUGUGAGCAGCAGGAAGAUCAAGAACGAAUUACAGAACUGGUAGAAAGUUUGGCUGUAGUUGUUCCUAAGUAUCUGUCUUUUCUAGGAAACCGAGCAGUGGAGGCUCACGUUUUUGCACAAUGACUCAUUCUUCUCAGGAUGCUGGGUCUCAGGGCAUCCACGAAGAAGGAAGACUCUAUGUUGUGGAUUCCAUAAAUGACUUAAACAAACUCAAUCUCUGUCCGACGGAAUCACAACAUCUAUUCUCUUUAGAGGACAAACUCCCCAACGCUGGCACAACCCCAGGAAAUGGAAGGCGGGGGCUGUUUUUUGUGGGGCUGCUCCUGGUGUUGACGGUCAGCCUGGCUUUGGUCUUCUUCGCCAUCUUCCUAAUAAUUCAAACAGGAAAAGAGAUGGAAGACGUGUCAAGAAGACUGACAGCUGAGGGAAAGGACAUAGAUGAUCUUAAGAAAAUCAACAGCAUGAUCGUAAAGCGGCUCAACCGACUGGACUCUGAGCAGAACUGAAAGGAUUUCCCCCCAAGAGUGGUCGUGGAUGCCAGAGCUUCUCAUUUGCUGGAAGUACUCUAGGUUAAGGACUGAGAAAGUGCAGAUAAUAUCCGUUAUACCUCUUGGUUCAAGGAUGGGCAUAACGCCCAGGCAUGGAGUUUAAAGGUGUCAGCUGCAAAGGGGUGAACUUGAUUCAGCCUUAUUGACUGCUAGCCGGCUGCUUCUGUUUUGGUGGGGUCAGAGUGGUGGGUGACUAGCACCGAGAAGAGAAUUUAGCUCUUUACAUGCGACUCCUUUUUGAAAAUACGCUUGGUUUAGAAGACUUUGAAUGUUCUAGGGAGUUCUCUGGCGCCUCACGUACCUGCACAGAUCCCUGCACAAGCCGAAAGACUCCACCGAACUGUCUCUGUGUUGAGGGGAGCCAGGUGCUCACGCUUUUCAGUAGCGCAUAUUCUUCUUUUCGGGUGACACACUUUGACAACAGCUUCCGAGCGCUGUUCGUUCGGUGAUCACUGGAGAGAACACAGGGAGCGUGAUGUACGUGUGGUGAAGCUGAGUGACGAGAGAAUACCUGCUAUAGUUUCCUACUGUCAGCUGAGCUCCUGCUUUGUGAAAAUCAUCUGACUCUAGAGACCCUACCAAACACAUGUGCAAAGAGGGAAUUAUGUCUAUUUAUAUAUAAUCUAUAAGCCCUUCUAGCUUUGUCCUGCAAAACAAAACAAAACAAAACAAAACAACCCCCCCCCCAAAAAAAAAACAACCCUUGGAACCCUGCUCAUGGCUUUGAAAGAAACUGGUUAGGUUUGUGUGGUCUUUGCUAAAUUAGAGUAGAAAACUGUGUGUUUGGAAGCUUUCUUGUUUUAGCAAGAAUAAGGUAUGCUGUAUAUGGCAAGAUUCAGGCAAAAUAGAUGAGUUUAAAAGCAUGAAUUUUUAUUUAAUUAAAAUACACUGCUGUGAGUCAGUUGAAGAAUUAUUGAAAUUUUUGUUAUUUUGAUUUAUUCAAAACAUUUGAAUUUACUUGAAAAUGAAACAGAUGCAAAGCCACAUUUUGAAUAAUAAUAGAUGAUGAAAUAAACACGAAGAAUUUUACUUCCAUUUCUAUUUAUUAUUAGUUUUUGUACUAAAGUAUUUAUAUAGCAUACUUUUCUUAAAAUUGAUCAAUAUGCAGAACAUCAAAAUAUAAAAUUUGUGUUUACUGGAUCAUAUUGAUCUGGUAUGGCAAAUCCUCGUCAUAAGGAUGUAUUGGAAAAAUGUUUAAAAAACCAGGAGAUCUGAUACCAAAGCUCCAAGUAAACACUCAUUUCUUUCUGCUUACCCUAGGACAUUUUUGUCUUUCUACGUACACUGUGCACAUUUUUAUGCUCAGUA